GCCAUGCUUGUGUGUUGACGGGGGAGUUCUUCCAGUUAGAAUUUGGUUGCAGGGAAGUUGGAAGAGGAGGGAGCAUGGGUCAAUGGUGUCUGGAAUUUGGGGUGUUCUGGUGAGGUUGGGGUGGGGUCAUGUCCCUGUGGCUGGCCAGGGUAGUGGCACUGAAGGGCCAGGUUGGUAGGAUUCUAGAAGGCCAUCUCCCCGAAGGAGAUGGAACCCCAGGUUGGAGGGUUUGGAUGUGAUUCAGAAUGGAGGCAGUGAGGCAAAAAGGGAAGGGAAAGGGAGGCCGGGCAGGAAGCCCGGUUGGGGUUUCGCUCUUAUAGACUUGACUCCAGAGCAUGGCUCUCCCUUCACUGCCAUGGUUCUUUCUGGAGGAGAGGGUGUCACACCGAGUGCGGCUGUGCCCAGGCGGGCUCUGUGGGCAUUUGCGGGUGAGUGGAUGGCAAGCGAGGGGAGGCCGUGAGGAGUGGAACGCUUCGUCCUGACCUCGCAGCUCUCUCCAGACCCCCAUGCACUACGCUUCUCUAUUACAGCGAGACCACCACGCCUCCGCCUCUUUCCGAAGCCUGAGGUCAGCCAGGCUCCUCCUGCCGCCCACCCCGCACAGAUGUAGGCUUCAGUCCUCUUUGAGUCCUGGUUUAUUGCAGUAUCCUCCUAGAAGCCUUCCUUAGGAAGCCGCAGGAAUCUCUCAAACACAGCCUCAUCAGCCCUGCUUAACUCCUUUGGUGGGUUGACAGGGUUAAUUUCAAACACCUUAGCAGGGUUUAGGCUGAACGGCCCCCUCAUUGCCUUCCUACCCGCUGUCCCUGUGUACACGUCAUGCUGCAAGGACCUGUGUUACCCAGGCACACAAUAGGUGUCUAAGCCCUGGGUCAAGCCGGUGCCUUGUAUACCUUCUGCCUGGAAUGCCCCUUCUUUUCAGCCAGCAAACCUGUAAUCAUCUUUGACGACUGAUCCUUCCAUGAGGCCUGCUGAGACUGGCCUGGUAGAAUUUUCCAUUCCCUUCUGUGUUUCCCUCCAGGCCUUCUUACCUGCAUCUCUUCUACUUAACAUUGUUACCUGCUGACCUGCACUUCCUGUGUCUCUGUGAGGUUCUUCAGGACAGGAGCUGUGUCUAUUUCAGUUUCACCCUUAGCUCCAGGCGGGAAUUAAAUAUUUCUGCCAAGGAUCCAAUUUGGAUUAUGUAAGCAUUUACCUUAGUUUAAGGCAAAAUCAGGAUUCUAGAAGAGGAAAGUUCUUUGCUUCUCACAGGACAGGCAUAGAACAGGCCAGAAGCUGUCAAUGUGUGGCUUGGGGCAGACCUGGCUCCCUGUCCUUGAGUCCCUAGACCCUGAAGGCCCCAGCUGCGUGUGCUCUUGGAUCCGGGGGUGGCCUGGGUGGUGGUGGAGCAGGAUCUCCAGCAGCCUAGGAUCACUGGCAGAGUCAACGGCCGCUCCUUUACAGAUCCGCUCUCCUGUAAGAAGCUGUUCUGGGCUCAGGGAGGAAUAAGGGGAAGAGGUGAGAUGGGUGAGCUUCCUUGCUACAUUUGGCAACUCAGUCCCUGGAGGAGACAUAGACACUGACACACUGUCUGUGGCCUCAGGGAGAACAAACCCAGAGCCCAAUGAAGGUACAGUAUGAGCAAAGGGCUGGGGCGGGGAGAGGGCAGAAGGAGGAGCAGUUGAUUUUGGCUUAAAUGUAAACUGAAGAGGGACCAGACACGGGCGGCAGAGCGGUGGAGAGGCAGUGUGCUCACCAAGGAAGAACAGACGCGCACACCUCGUCCUUUGAUGCUCAUAGGAAAAGCUCUCCUCUGGCCCUUCUGGCUUUGUUUGGAGCAGAAAACAACCAAGUGAGUUCAGAAGACUCCAUCCUCUUGAAGAUGGGAAAUUCUUACGCUGGACAGCUGAAGACGACACGCUUUGAAGAGGUCCUGCACAAUUCCAUCGAGGCAUCCCUGCGGUCCAACAAUCUGGUGCCCAGGCCCAUCUUCUCCCAGCUGUACUUGGAAGCUGAGCAGCAACUUGCCGCACUAGAAGGUGGUAGCCGAGUGGACAACGAGGAAGAGGAAGAAGAGGGAGAAGGAGGGCUGGAACCAAACAGCCUCCCAAACCCUUUCCAGCUGCACCCUCCGCCUGAAGGAUGCUGCACAACAGACGGGUUCUGCCAGGCCGGGAAGGACCUGCGCCUCGUCUCCAUUUCCAACGAGCCCAUUGACGUCCCUGCGGGCUUUCUCCUCGUGGGGGCCAAGUCCCCCAGCCUGCCGGACCAUCUCCUGGUGUGUGCCGUUGAUAAGAGGUUCUUGCCAGAUGACAACGGCCACAAUGCUCUUCUUGGUUUCUCUGGGAAUUGUGUUGGCUGUGGAAAGAAAGGCUUCUGUUACUUCACUGAAUUCUCCAAUCAUAUAAAUCUGAAACUGACCACUCAACCCAAGAAGCAGAAACACUUGAAGUAUUACCUGGUCCGUAAUGCGCAAGGGACUCUAACCAAAGGAUCUUUAAUCUGUUGGAAAGGCUCAGAGUUCAGAAGCCGGCAGAUCCCCGCCAGUACUUGUUCCGGUUCCCUCUUCCCGGCUCUGGAGAGCGCAGGGCCUCUGGCUUCCUUCCCCAGCGAGCCCACUCCGGGAACGAACCCUGGCAUCCUGAUGGGAGCGCAGCAGGCAGGACCAGCUUCUGAUCACCCCUCACUAAGUGCAGCAAUGGGUCCGGCUGUUUUCAACGGCAAAGAUUCCCCGAAGUGCCAACAGCUGGCAAAGAAUAACCUGUUGACCCUGCCGCGUCCGUCGGCUUUAGGUAUCUUGUCAAACUCCGGGCCCCCCAAAAAACGCCACAAAGGGUGGUCUCCAGAAUCUCCAUCAGCUCCAGAUGGUGGCUACCCACAAGGUGGUGGGAACAGAGCUAAGUAUGAGAGCGCAGGCAUGUCCUGCAUGCCCCAGGUUGGCUUGGUGGGAGCAGCUUCAGUCACCUUUCCAGUGGUGACCUCUGGAGAACCUGUGUCUGUUCCUGACAACUUGCUGAAAAUAUGCAAGGCCAAGCCAGUGAUAUUUAAAGGCCACGGGAACUUCCCUUACCUCUGUGGGAACCUGAAUGAUGUCGUGGUCAGCCCUCUCCUAUACACGUGCUACCAGAAUUCCCAGUCCAUCUCGCGAGCAUACGAGCAGUACGGUGCCUCCACCAUCCAGCCCAUCUCCGAGGAGAUGCAGCUCCUACUGACCGUCUACUACCUGGUCCAGCUGGCCGCGGACCAGGUGCCGUUGAUGGAGGACCUGGAGCAGAUCUUCCUGCGCUCCUGGCGCGAGUCGCACCUGACCGAGAUCCGGCAGUACCAGCAGGCGCCGCCGCAGCCCUUCCCGCCCGCGCCCGGCCCCGCGGCGCCCGUGACCUCCGCGCAGCUGCCCUGGCUGGCCAGCCUGGCCGCCAGCUCCUGCAACGACAGCGUGCACGUCAUCGAGUGUGCCUACUCCCUGGCCGAGGGCCUCUCCGAGAUGUUCCGGCUGCUGGUCGAGGGCAAGCUCGCCAAGACCAACUACGUGGUCAUCAUCUGCGCCUGCCGCAGCGCGGCCAUCGACUCCUGCAUCGCCGUCACUGGAAAAUACCAAGCCCGGAUUCUUUCUGAGAGCCUUCUCACCCCAGCAGAGUACCAGAAGGAAGUCAAUUACGAGCUGGUUACGGGGAAGGUGGACUCGCUGGGGGCCUUCUUUAGCACCCUCUGUCCAGAGGGUGACAUUGACAUUUUGCUGGACAAAUUUCACCAGGAAAAUCAAGGCCAUAUUUCUUCCUCACUCACUGCCUCUUCUGUCACUAAAGCAGCAUCCCUGGAGGUCAGCGGGACACCGGUGUGCACAAGUUACCACCUGGAGCCACACAGCAUCCGGCCCUUCCAGUUGGCAGUGGCACAGAAGCUCCUCUCCCACGUGUGUUCCAUUGCGGAUUCCAGUACCCAAAAUCUGGACUUGGGAUCCUUUGAGAAGGUGGACUUUCUAAUUUGCAUUCCACCCUCAGAAGUGACCUACCAGCAGACUCUGUUCCACGUGUGGCACUCAGGAGUUUUACUGGAGCUUGGCCUGGAAAAAGAGCACGUGACCAAGCAGAGGGUGGAACAGUAUGUUCUGAAGCUAGACGCGGAGGCACAGACAAAAUUUAAGGCUUUUCUGCAAAACUCCUUCCAGAACCCGCAUACACUUUUUGUCCUGAUCCACGACCACGCGCACUGGGAUCUUGUGAGUAGCGCUGUUCAUAACCUCUAUUCUCAAAGUGACCCUUCGGUGGGAUUGGUGGACCGAUUGCUCAACUGCAGGGAGGUGAAGGAGGCCCCCAACAUUGUGACCCUUCACGUGACCUCCUUCCCAUAUGCACUGCAGACACAGCACACGCUCAUCAGCCCCUACAACGAGAUCCACUGGCCGACCUCCUGCAGCAACGGAGUGGAGUUAUAUCAUGAAAAUAAGAAGUACUUUGGGCUGUCUGAGUUUAUUGAAUCUACCCUUUCUGGACACAGCCUUCCCUUGCUCAGAUAUGAUAGCUCCUUCGAGGCCAUGGUCACUGCAUUAGGAAAAAGGUUCCCCCGCCUGCACAGCGCGGUGAUCAGGACCUUUGUUCUUGUGCAGCACUACGCGGCCGCCUUGAUGGCCGUGAGCGGCCUCCCGCAGAUGAAGAACUACACGUCGGUGGAGACGCUGGAGAUCACGCAGAACCUCCUCAACUCCCCGAAGCAGUGCCCCUGUGGCCACGGGCUCAUGGUCCUGCUGCGGGUGCCCUGUUCACCCCUGGCGGCCGUGGCCUAUGAGCGGCUGGCCCAUGUACGGGCCCGGCUGGCGCUGGAGGAGCAUUUCGAGAUCAUCCUGGGCAGCCCCAGCUCGGGCGUCACCGUGGGGAAGCACUUUGUGAAGCAGCUCAGGACGUGGCAGAACAUCGAGGAUGUGGAGUGGAAACCCCAGACUUACUUGGAGCUGGAGGGUCUGCCUUGCAUCCUGAUCUUCAGUGGGAUGGACCCGCACGGGGAGUCCUUGCCAAGGUCUUUGAGGUACUGUGACCUGCGAUUGAUAAACUCCUCCUGCUUGGUGAGAACAGCCUUGGAGCAGGAGCUGGGCCUGGCUGCCUACUUUGUGAGCAACGAGGUUCUCUUGGAGAAGGGGGCUAGGAACGAGGCCUUGGAGAGUGAUGCAGAGAAGCUGAGCAGCACAGACAACGAGGAUGAGGAGCUGGGGACAGAAGGCUCCACCUCGGAGAAAAGAAGCCCCGUGAAAAGGGAGAGGUCCUGCUCCCAUGACUCAGCAUCCUCGUCCCUCUCCUCUAAGGCGUCCGGCUCAGCGCUGGGUGGUGAGUCCUUGGCCCAGCCCACGAGGCUCCCCCAGGGAGAGCGUGCCAGGUCGCCCCAGCCCUGCAGCCCCUCGGAGGAGGGCAGAGCCCCUGAUGAGAAACAGAGGCCCCAGGCCAGUCAGGGGCCACCGUUGGCCAUCAGCAGGCACAGUCCCGGGCUGACCCCCCAGCCUGACUGCAGCCUCAGGACCAGCCAGAGGAGCGUCCAGGUGUCCGUCACCUCACCGUGCUCCCAGCUGUCCUCCUCCUCCUUGGGCUCGUCCUCCUCGCCUGUGGCGCCUGCCACCGGCACGUUGGUCCUGCAGGCCUCCCAGUGCUCCCUGACCAAGGCCUGCCGCCAGCCGCCCGUCGUCUUCUUGCCCAAGCUUGUGUAUGACAUGGUCAUGUCCACCGACAGCAGCGGCCUGCCAAAGGCCGCCUCCCUCCUGCCCUCCCCCUCUGUCAUGUGGGCCAGCUCCUUCCGCCCGCUGCUCAGCAAGACCAUGACAUCCACCGAGCAGUCCCUCUACUACCGGCAGUGGACGGUGCCCCGGCCCAGCCACAUGGACUACGGCAACAGGGCUGAGGGUCGCGUGGAUGGCUUCCACCCCCGCAGGCUGCUGCUUAGCGGCCCCCCUCAGAUCGGGAAGACAGGUGCCUACCUGCAGUUCCUCAGUGUCCUGUCCAGGAUGCUUGUUCGGCUCACAGAAGUGGACAUCUAUGAUGAGGAGGAGAUCAAUAUCAACCUCAGAGAAGAAUCCGACUGGCAUUAUCUCCAGCUCAGUGACCCCUGGCCAGACCUGGAGCUGUUCAAGAAGUUGUCCUUUGACUACAUCAUUCACGACCCGAAGUAUGAAGAUGCCAGCCUGAUUUGUUCGCACCAUCAGAGUAUUAAGAGUGAAGACAGAGGGAUGUCCCGGAAGCCAGAGGACUUUUACGUGCGGCGUCAGACGGCACGGAUGAGACUGUCCAAGUACGCAGCCUACAACACAUACCACCACUGUGAGCAGUGCCACCAGUACAUGGGCUUCCACCCCCGCUACCAGCUGUAUGAGUCCACCCUGCACGCCUUUGCCUUCUCUUACUCCAUGCUAGGAGAGGAGAUCCAGCUGCACUUCAUCAUCCCCAAGUCCAAGGAGCACCACUUUGUCUUCAGCCAACCUGGAGGCCAGCUGGAGAGCAUGCGACUGCCCCUCGUGACAGACAAGAGCCAUGAAUAUAUAAAAAGUCCGACAUUCACUCCAACCACUGGCCGUCACGAACACGGGCUCUUUAAUCUGUACCAUGCAAUGGAUGGUGCCAGCCAUUUGCACGUGCUGGUCGUCAAGGAGUACGAGAUGGCGAUUUAUAAGAAGUACUGGCCCAACCACAUCAUGCUGGUGCUCCCCAGCAUCUUCAACAGCGCUGGAGUUGGAGCCGCCCAUUUCCUCAUCAAGGAGCUGUCCUACCACAACCUGGAGCUUGAGCGGAACCGGCAGGAGGAGCUGGGGAUCAAGCCGCAGGACAUCUGGCCUUUCAUCGUGAUCUCUGAUGACUCCUGCGUGAUGUGGAAUGUGGUGGAUGUCGACUGUGCCGGGGAGAGAAGCAGGGAGUUCUCCUGGUCAGAAAGGAACGUGUCUUUGAAGCACAUCAUGCAGCACAUUGAGGCGUCCCCGAACAUCACGCACUAUGCCCUGCUGGGGCUGCGGAAGUGGUCCAGCAAGACCCGGGCCAGCGAGGUACGGGAGCCCUUCGCCCGCUGCCACGUGCACGACUUCAUUAUUCUCAAUGUGGACCUGACCCAGAACGUGCAGUACAACCAGAACCGGUUCAUGUGUGACGAUGUAGACUUCAACCUGCGCGUGCACAGCGCCGGCCUCCUGCUCUGCCGGUUCAACCGCUUCAGCGUGAUGAAGAAGCAGAUCGCGGUGGGUGGGCACAGGUCCUUCCACAUCACGUCCAAGGUGUCCGAUAACUCCGCAGCGGUCGUGCCGGCCCAGUACAUCUGCGCCCCGGACAGCAAGCACACGUUCCUCGCGGCACCCGCCCAGCUCCUGCUGGAGAAAUUCCUGCAGCACCACAGCCACCGCUUCUUCCCGCUCUCCCUGAAGAACCGUGACCACCCCGUGCUGUCCGUCGACUGCUACCUUAACCUGGGAUCUCAGAUUUCUGUUUGCUAUGUGAGCUCCAGGCCCCACUCUUUAAACAUCAGCUGCUCCGACUUGCUGUUCAGCGGACUGCUGCUGUACCUCUGUGACUCUUUCGUGGGAGCUAGCUUCUUGAAAAAGUUUCAUUUUCUGAAAGGUGCGACCUUGUGUGUCAUCUGUCAGGACCGGAGCUCCCUGCGCCAGACGGUCGUCCGCCUGGAGCUUGAGGACGAGUGGCAGUUCCGGCUGCGUGACGAGUUCCAGACGGCCAAUGCCAGGGAAGACCGGCCGCUCUUUUUUCUGACCGGGCGACACAUCUGAGGAAGACAGCGGCGAGUCUUCUGGAAGAGAUGAGUGCUCAGAGCCCUCGAGCUGUUGAGGCCAAAGGGAGGCCUGGAUCGUGGGGUGUUUGACUGGAACGGACCCCAGGGACUAUCCACGGUGCAGCCCUUCGCAGUGCACAUGGGCCCCUGAGGCUGUGGUCCUGGGAGCCAGGAGGAGGAGUCUGCAGUGGGUGGGGAUGAAAACCUGAGACUCCCCAGGUCUGGGCCAGCCCCUUGCCCUGGGCUGUUUUGAAGUCCAUUUCGCGAAGAACAAAGAUUUGCUCCCUGUCCUGCCAUUCGUUUGCUUCCAUGGACGAACCUGAUUUUUCUCUUAGUUUAAGGAAUCUUGGGUUAUUUUGUAGCAGCGCCAGUAUUUCAGUAGAUGGUAUUUCAGCCAUGUAGGUUCCCCUGUAACCUCCUACACAGCAAUAUUCCAAAGGAACAUUUUAACUGUAAAGGCUGGAGGCAAGAAAAAAUAAGUAGAUCGUAUUAAUACGAAUUAUUUAAUUGCCUAUAAGUUUGCUGUUUCAGAAGCUAGCCCAAAGGCAUCACAUUUAAUAAAAUAACAAAUGGAUUUACUUCAGAGCAAAUAUGAUCCUACUAAAAUAACAUAGGGUAAAUACCCUACCUCUUAGAAAGGGCAAAAAUGCAAAGAAGCUUUUUUUUAAAA
Messenger RNA from Sapajus apella (tufted capuchin), 8392 nucleotides. It is a transcript of the gene GREB1, whose product is annotated as growth regulating estrogen receptor binding 1. Gene Ontology annotation, biological process: multicellular organism development. The transcript is spliced from 33 exons. Lineage: Eukaryota; Metazoa; Chordata; Mammalia; Primates; Cebidae. The record is from RefSeq and is a predicted model, not a curated record. Bases 1859 to 7720 code for a protein of 1953 amino acids.